AUGAGCAAGCGGCGUCGCGCAUCAUCUGGCGCAAGCCGUGGCGCUGAUGAUGAUAGCGAUGAUGUAGAACUAAGCAACCCAGGGCCGCCACCUUCUAGAAAGAAGAAGAAAUUAGAACCGAGUGAAAUAUGUCAACAAUUGUAUGACACAAUCCGGUCAUUCAGGAAGGAGGAUGGUAGUCUUCUUUGCGACUCAUUUAUAAGAGCACCGAAAAGGCGUCAGGAACCUCAGUAUUAUGAAGUAGUGUCACAUCCCAUUGACUUGCUAAGGGUUCAGCAAAAAUUAAAAACGGACACAUAUGAAGACAUAGAGGAGCUGUCACGUGAUAUUGAACUUCUUGUCAACAAUGCUAAAGCAUUCUACAAGCCAGAAUCCGAGGAAUACAAGGAUGCAAAUAAAUUGUGGAAGCUAUAUACUAAAACAAGGCAGAGUUUGGAGAUUGGCGAAGAAAGUAAAACACCCAAGCUAUCACGGACCAGCUCUUCAAGUCGCAGAUCAGAUGUCGCCGAAGACAUCUCUGAAACUUCAACAAACAAUGAAGAAGACAAUAUUUAUGAAGAGCUCUUUAAUGCUGUCAUGACAGCGAACAUAGAUGGACGUCUACUUUACAAGCCGUUUCAAUUUCUGCCGUCGAAAAGGCGCUAUCCUGACUUCUAUGAGGUCAUCACCUAUCCCAUAGACCUCAGAACAAUUGCACAAAAGAUACAAGCAAGUGAAUAUACCAGCUUGAAUGAUUUAGAGAAGGAUUUGCUUCUAUUGGUGAAAAAUACGUGUUUAUUCAACGAACCUUACAGCCAGAUAUAUAAAGAUGCUAAAAUGUUAAAGAAGAUAAUUCAAUCGCGUAAGAAGGAGAUAGACCAACAGGGUCGGCCGAAGUCGUCUGAACGUAUUCGUAGCAAGCGUUCGUCCAGGGUGAACCCAGUUCUGUCCAGUCGGACUCUUGCCAUCAUGGAGCCCCCUGAUUCAGAAGGAGAAGCAAAUGUCAUGCAUUCAGAAGACAGUGAAACCGAUGAAGAUAAAAAUGAAAACGAAGAUUCACCCCAGUGGAAGCUGUUGGAAUCAGUUAGGAGUCAUAUGGGACGAAACGGUGUACCCUUAGCUGACCCGUUCUGGAAGCUUCCGUCGCGCCGUGAGUAUCCGGACUACUACAAGGAGAUCAAGAACCCAAUAUCGCUCAAUCAGAUCAAGAAUAAGAUACGGAGGGGCAACUACGGCACUCUGUCCGAAGUGGCCGGGGACAUGAACAUUAUGUUCGAGAACGCUAAACAGUACAACGUGCAGUCGUCUAGGAUUUAUAAGGACGCUGUUAAAUUGCAGAGAUUAAUGCAACAACGUGUGCAAGAACUUUUGGACAUCGUGCAGAGUUCGUCCAGCGACGACGAGAGUUUGUCAUCUGUGAAAAAUCAGUCCCAAGUAGCUACGCCGCGGCCGAGAGGUCGCCCCAGAGUGAACCCAGUACCUGCGCCACCGUCUCCAUCGCCGUCCCUCAAACCCAAUAUGCCCCUUAAGAAGAAACUCCACUUCAUUUCCAAACAACUAGUUGAGUUCUCUUGCUCUGAUGGACGACAGCCCAUGCUGGCUUUCAUGGAGAAGCCCAGCAAGAAACUGUACCCCGAGUACUAUGAUGUGAUCGACCGACCCAUAGAUAUGCUAACUAUCGAAGCCAAUAUCAAGAACGAUCGCUACACUACCAUUGACGAAAUGGUCGCGGACUUCCGCCUGAUGUUCUCAAACUGUCGCCAGUUCAACGAAGAAGGUUCUAUUAUAUACGAGGAUGCGAAUCUUCUACAAAAAGUUCUGAACGAGAAGUUAAAGGAGUUGAACAGUUGUAUCGAAAGAAAAACGCCAGUGAAGACGUUCAAAGCGGCCAAGUCAAGGCAAAUGACGCCGUUUGAACAGAAGCUGAGGACUCUGUACGACGCUAUCAGGGACUAUCGGGAUCCUAAAGCUAACCGUCAACUGGCACUGAUUUUCAUGAAGCUUCCAUCAAAAACGGAGUACCCUGACUACUACGAGCUCAUCAAGAACCCCAUAGACAUGGAGCGAAUCGCCCAUAAACUAAAGAACGGGGUGUACACAUCUGUGAACGAAUUAGCUUCGGAUUUUAUACUGAUGUUCGACAACGCGUGCAAAUAUAACGAGCCGGAUUCGCAGAUCUACAAAGAUGCGUUGAUAUUGCAACGGGUCUGUCUCCAGACUAAACAAAUGUUGAGAGAAGACGAUGAUGCAGUGCCUGACGUACCAGCAGCUGUACAGGAUCUAUUGCUCAAUCUCUUCACCACGGUCUAUAAUCAUCAGGAUGAAGAGGGAAGGUGUUACUCAGACAGUAUGGCGGAACUACCCGAGCAUGAUGAAGCAGCUAAUGGGGAGAAAGUUCGUGCGAUUUCAUUGGAUCUAGUUAAACGGAGACUGGACAAGGGAUUGUACAAGCGCUUAGAUCAUUUCCAACAGGAUAUGUUCGCUGUUUUUGAGAGAGCUCGUCGUCUCUCGCGCACGGACAGUCAGAUUUUCGAAGAUUCAGUGGAGCUUCAAACCUACUAUAUCGAACAGCGAGACCUGUUGUGCCGCAACACUCUCGUUUCUCCCGCGCUUAACUUUACCAGAGAUACCAUGACAACGUCAGUGGAGCUGGUGAAACAAUGCAAGCUUUUACAAGAGAAUGAUGAAGAUGAUGAGACUAGGUCUAGUAUAGACGAAUCGGUCCUAUCUGGUGCCGCACCGCCCAAGACUCAAUACGGCAAAGGCGAUUUCGUGUAUAUCCAAGCGGAACGAGGUACAAAGGAACCAACAAUUGUGCAAAUCGAGAGGCUUUUCACCAACACGGACAAUGUGCCUAUGGUCUACGCUAACGUUUAUUACCGGCCUCACGAAACUUUCCACGUGCGCACACGCAAGUUCCUACAACAAGAGGUUUUUAAGACUGAAACACAUCGCAGCGUGCCCCUCGACCAAGUAAUAGGUCGUUGCUACGUUAUGAACGUCAAGGAAUAUUUCAAAUUUAGACCAGAAGGUUACCCGGACAAGGACGUGUAUGUGUGCGAGAGUCGAUACAACUCAAGGCAGCGCUGGUUUAAGAAGAUCAAAGUUUGGGAGGGAGCUGAAAAGGAGGCUACACUUAUUCCAAGAGAGGUGCCCCUAGAACCGAACAGAACCGUUUCAGUGUUCCGCGAACGGGUCGAGAAGCAUAAAGAUGAGUUGGCUGAACUAGAAGUAUUGGAAAAUGUUCAAGAGAAAGAACGACCUGAUGUUGUAAUGUACAAUCCUCUGGGAACCGAUGACGAAAAUACAUACUACGAGCAGUACAAUACUGUAUGUUCGGGUGUCAUAAAGACCGGUGACUAUGUCUACGUGGUGACUGAUGGGGGUAAACAGCUCAUCGCGCAAGUGGACACCAUUUGGGAGACGGGAGAUAACAAAUGCUACUUCCGUGGUCCGUUCCUGAUCUUCCCAUCCGAGGUGGCUAGCGUCAUUAACAAGCCAUUCUACAAACAAGAAGUAUUGCUGACGACUAUGCACGACACGAGUCCUCUGGUGGGAAUUGUCGGCAAGUGCUCCGUUUUGGACUAUGACGAUUAUCUCAAAUGUCGCCCGACAGAAAUAUCCGAGAACGACGUGUACGUGUGCGAAGCACUGUACGACGAGUCGAACCGCGUGGCGCGCAAACUCAAAUCGGGGCUGAGGAAGUUCGAGCACACCAAGGAUGUAACUGUGGAUGAGAUCUACUAUUUCCCGAAGCAGUUGGGUCCGCCUGCGCUGGCAACACCUCACGAUGUUACAACAGCCACCGUGUUCUCACAGAAAACAUUUAACCCUACUAUCAACACUGAUUCCAUGGACGUAAAGCCACAGUUCACGAAUCUCAUAAACACGACCAUAGGGAGCCAGGACGUUGAAAUGCUUCUUGAGAAUUCACUUGACGAUUCGUCGCUAGCGUCGCCCGCUACGCCUCUGUCUAUUGGUGGUAACAGCAAUCCAUACAACCCGUCCCUGCUUCAAACUCCAUCACAAGAGAAAACAAGCAAUACAAUAACGACGCCAGCCACAGGCAAGAAGAAGAAAGAGCAGAAACAGAAGAUAGUAACCGGAUACAUUCUGUACUCGAGUGAAAUAAGAAAGGCAAUUGUCGCUAACAACCCGGAGUGCACGUUUGGUGAAAUCUCGCGUAUAGUGGGCAACGAGUGGCGCUCACUGCCCGCAUCCACCAAGCAAUGUUGGGAGGAAAGAGCCGCCCGGUGCAACGAAGAGACGGCUGCUCGUCUGGCUGAGGAAAUGAAAGAGUUAGCCCAGCAUACUACAAUGGAGAUGACGUACGAAUGUGCUUGGGACACAUGCGACUAUCAAUUCGAGGACAUCAACGACUGCAUGGAGCAUUGUAUUGGCGAAGGUGGAAACACCGGACACGUGCAGCAGCACUACCGAGGGGGCGGAGCCUCCGGCGCCGGCGCCGCCGCAGACAGCAAGGAGUACCCUUGCCUGUGGCGCACUUGCACGCGGGUGCGUAAGGGCCAAGCGCCCUUCCCGAACCUGCCGCGCCUCUUGCGGCACGUGCGAGACUUACACGUCAACAAGGGGAACGGACGGCUCAUCGCGGUGCACGAACGGUCUAGAAACUUCGUUCCCUCUACAAAGAAGCCGCCUAAGACUUACACUACGACACUUAGGGCUGGUGUACUUUCUCCUGGAGCAUCGCUAUCUGGUAUGUCUCCGAUGGCUCGCAGCACACCGAGUCCAGGAUGCGGAGAAACUGGUGUACUGGCACCAGGAGCUCGGCCCACUUUGGAACCACUCUUCGUCUCCGCACCACCUCGGGUCCAACGCGUCACGCAUUCCGACACAUAUAUAAGAUACAUAGAAGGACUUCAUUCGGAACAGAAAUACAUAACUCCAUGGGAAAAAUCUUUAACGCCGAUGCCGGCGAACCCCGAUCCGUCGCAGUUCAACAUGCAUAAACUACCCGCACACUGGAUGACAGAAGACGCUAUCAACGGGUACCUUGCGCACGAUAAAACCGUUUCAGAGCUGGAUAUACAAAAGAUGGAUCAAAAUACGAAGAUUUUGAAGGGCCUCUGUACGCUCAGAGACUUUUUAAUGAGAGACGCGUACGCAAUAUCUAAAUCGUACUGA
Leptosia nina is the source of this 5124-nucleotide messenger RNA. NCBI's taxonomy places the organism in Eukaryota, Metazoa, Arthropoda, Insecta, Lepidoptera, Pieridae. The record is from the annotation of a GenBank genome assembly.